This is a messenger RNA of Paramuricea clavata, 4102 nucleotides long. The record is from the annotation of a GenBank genome assembly. NCBI's taxonomy places the organism in Eukaryota, Metazoa, Cnidaria, Anthozoa, Malacalcyonacea, Plexauridae.
AUGAAAACGUUAAGAGAAAUGUAUCCGAAUAUCAGCAUUCCACAGCCCAUAGGUAAGCCAAGAGAACCAGUUGUUUCAAGCCUUCAUACUACUUUUAACUAUCCGAUUUGAUAACUUUAUAAAAUACGUGAUGCUAAUUGGUUAAUUUUUGCACGAAUUAGGUAACUUAUUAAACUGCCUUUUUAUACAACCGACCACUGCAAGACUCGAAUUGUUGUUUUCCGUUAGCUUGCUGGCACGGCAAACCAAAACUUUUUGACGAACCUUGGUUCACUAACACACACUUUAAAUUUCUAGAGAUCUACGUUGGCCAGUUCAGUCAAAAUCCUUACAUCCGCGGUUCCUUCAGCAAUGCUGUUGUUGGUAGCACGUUGGCUGACUUUCAUAAUUUGCAAGGUCGCUUGGGUAACCUGUUCUUCGCAGGGGAGGCAACUGAAGUGGAUUACUGGGGUUUUACACAGGGGGGUUAUCUCACUGGUUUGAAGCAAGCCAAAGUGAUCCUCGGCUGUCUAAAUGGAAAGAACUGCCCAGAGUAUGAGUCGGAGGACGCUGAUAUAUGUAAAACUAAGAGCAACAUUGUUCCUAGUGCUGGGAAUAUUGCGAAGUCUUCUUAUGCUUGUUUUUUCUUGCUAGUUGUAUACAUAUUGUUUGUCUAAGUCAUGUUUGUGACUGCAUGCAUGGAAUAUUGAACAAUGCUAAACUAAGGCCGCGUUUACAGUAGAACGCUAUGGCUAGCAUUCCGUGAAAAAUUCAUUAUGUGGUAAUGAUCUAAUAAUAAUUGUGCAAAAAUUGGCUCUCUGUAAAAAUGCUGAAACCAAAAAAUUUUUGCCCCAGCGAGAGCAAAUUUUGGGAUCAUUAUGAUUUACACAGACCUGCAACAGGGUAGAGGAGAAUUGACCAAUUAGAAGGUUAACUUUGCUUACAAAACCUGAUUGUGAAAUUUCCAAUGAACUAAUUCACAACCAACUUGCAACUUUGUAGCCAAAUUCAAAAUUAACCAAUAGCUGUUAUCGUAAUUGAAUACGCCGCUGCGGCGAACCAGCGGUAUCUCAGUGGAAGUACGCACGAAAACGAGGCUAAAGGGUAAAAAAACACAAAACAUGACCCUAUAGCCUCGUCUAGAUGUUAAAAUAAUGCAGAUACCGCUGGUCCGUAACAUAGACGUAUUCAAUUACGAUAACAGCUAUUGAAAAAAUAUUCAGCGUUUGCAGGAAUGUGAAUAAUAAGUCAUUGGACAAUGAGCGACUGAGACUCAUGGAGAACAGUGGGGUUUCCAAAACAAUGGAUAGUCAAUGCAAGCAGUCGGAUCCGCACACAAACAUCCGUGGCUCGAUUCUGCUUUUGUUAUGAUAAUACCUACAACAGCUAAUAAAAACGACAACGAGAAGAGAGUGAAAUCAAGCGUAUGACGUAAAUGCACAUUGAAAUAGCAAGCAUCGCUCAGCGGUGCCUAGCAUCGCUCACCACGAAAACAUUCCGUUAACAUGACAACAAAUAAGGUUUUAAUCGUUUUAUAGAUUUCUGCACGUAAGGUACUUAUUCAAGAGCGUCUUCGUGUAAUAAAAUAUAGUACCGAUAUCAUGUAUUCAAUUACACUAGUUUAAAAGCUGCACUAAUCGGUGCUAUAACUAUAAUAAUGGAUACUGUAUGUAUAUAUAAUGGUAUAUUAGUUCAAGCCCUAAGCCUCAAAACAAAAAUAUAAUUUAUGCCGCAAGCAUGGGGUUUUAUUGACCAAUCAAAUCUAAACGAUAAACAAUUAAAAAUAAAAAUUUAAAAAAACAGAGGUACCAUAAACUUUUGCGCGUAACAUAUUUUCACCAUUUCAUGAACAACUGGUGGUGCAAUAGAAUAAAAAUGUGGUUCGUUUUCGUUGUUGCCGUUCUCGUUGAGUCAAUAAUAGCUAGCACUGUCAGUGAAGUAGACGUAUUGAUUCUCGGAGCAGGUAUAACAGGAAUAAAGGCUGGUAACCAUUUUCAAAACAACAAUCUCACAAAUUUUCUCAUACUCGAGGCACAAGAUUACAUCGGUGGGAGAAUUAAGCAAGCGAAAGUUGGUAAUGUGACUGUGGGGGAAGUGAACUGGGUGCAAUAUGUGGAAGACGGGGAUGACAAUCCUAUCUGGGUUUUGGCGAAUGAAAUAAAUCUUGAGAAAUAUAUGAAUAACGAAGACGACAUUGCUGUUAAGUGAGUUACCUAUUGUGGGUUAAGGUUGCAAUCCAGUCAAACCAUUUUUCGGCUUCUAGUUUCAUGAUUUCGUUUAAGUUAAAGUGAAUUUCGAAUUUAGUAAAAGCUUUGGGGAUUUGGGGAUUCUAUAGAAUGUGUAAUAUACGUAUAUCGAGCCAGCCUUUGAAGUGCACCAGCUAGAAAACCCGUGCAUGCAUACGAAUAACCAUUAUUGAUACCCCCAUUAUAUAGCUAGGUUAUAUAUGCAUGCAUGUGUUGAGGGAAGGUUUCAAACCUCAACCACACAAGCAAAAGCGAGAAAACUAAAAAUAUCACUUCUAAUUUUUUGUUUACAGGAAUACUAUUCACAGCAAAGCGGAUUAUGAGAAGACCUUGAAAACCUUCAAAGACAUAGAAGCGGUAGUUAUCGCUGACAACGAAAAAAAUCCGCGAAACGGAGACCAACCUUUAAGCUCCGUUUUAUCUGCAAAUGGCUGGUUCCCAGAUACGCCUUUGAAGAAAACGGUAGGCUGGUUACUUGACUUUGACUACGGUGUAAAAUCUGCACUAAUAUCUUCCCGUCAUUACGCUGGCCUACCUGAGGAAAAUGAGUUUGUCACAGACUCCCGAGGACUUAAAGGAAUUAUUGACUAUUUGGCUCAAAACAUCACGAGUAAAAUUAAAACUGAGAAAGUUGUCACACAAAUAAAGUAUAGUUCAGACGGAAUUGAAGUGCGCACAAAAGACAACGAAACCUACAAGGCGAAGUAUGGUUUAUGCACAUUCAGCACAGGAGUCUUAGCUUCGGAUUUAGUCGAAUUUAUUCCAGAGUUGCCCAAAUGGAAGAAAGAAGCCAUAAGUAGAAUCCCUCUUGCGUACUACACCAACAUUUUUGUGAAGUUUCCAAACGCGUUCUGGGAAGACAACGAGUUUAUUAUUAACGCAGGGUCCAUAGCUGAAACGUUUCCUCACUUGUACAACUUGAACAAGAAAGGAAUUCACGAAGGUUCAAAUGUACUGUUAUUUACAGCAGUGGAAGAGAAUUCUCUUCGUAUUGAGGGGCAAAGUAAAAACGAGACGAUAGCUGAAGUUAUGAAAACGUUAAGAGAAAUGUAUCCGAAUGUCAGUAUCCCACAGCCCACAGGUAAGCCAAGAAAAGAAACAUUUCUGUGAAUAAAUUCAGCAGAACAACUGAACAAGAGGCACGAGUUUCAAGGCAGAAUGCUUCCAGAAAGUUUUCGAUCUAGUUUACCUAUCGUCUGGGCACCCCAGUUGUAUUUUUCCGCCCGCCCGUUCUCCUGCCUUACAGUAGUUUUCACAGUCGCAAGUUCUCCCCCCAAAACCCGGCUGCUACGCAGGCUCGGUUGCAUUAAAAUUCUUAACUAUCUGACCUGAUAACAAAUAAAAUACUUGCUGAUUGGUUAAUCGGUUUUGCACUAACUAGUUAACUUAAACUGCCUUUUUAUACAACCGGCCCCUGCAAGACUCGAAUAGUUGUUUUCGUCAGCUUGCUCGCAAGGUUCUGCAGUGAAAAAGUUGUUGUUUGCCGUAGUUCACUAACACAAUAUUUUUAAUUUCCAGAGGUCUACGUUAGCCAGUUCAAUGAAAAUCCUUACAUCCGCGGUGGCUUCAGCAAUGCUGUUGUUGGUAGCACGUUGGCUGACUUUCAUAAUUUGCAAGGUCGCUUGGGUAACCUGUUCUUCGCAGGGGAGGCAACUGAAGAGGAUUACUGGGGUUUUACACAGGGGGGUUAUCUGACUGGUUUGAAGCAAGCCAAAGUGAUCCUCGUCUGUCUAAAUGGAAAGAACUGCCCAGAGUACGAGUCUGAGGACGCUGAUAUAUGUAAAACUAAGAGCAACAUUGUUCCUAGUGCUGGGAAUAUUGCGAAGUCUUCUUAUGCUUGUUUUUUCUUGCUAGUUGUAUAUAUAUUGUUUGUCUAA